GAGAGGCUAGCGUGGGAUGGGAAUAAGAGGAAGCCAAAGGAAAUGACUUGGUGCAAUGACUCCAGCGACGUGCAAACUAUUGAGAGAAGCUCUUCUUCAUCUUCUCAAAAAACUGUUACUCAUCAAAGGCACAAAGAUUACCUAGUUGCAACUUGUCCUUCAUGCGGUCAUCAGAUCAAAGGCCGUGAUCAGGCGGGAAUUCAUGAUUUGCCUGGAUUACCUGCUGGAGUGAAGUUUGAUCCAACAGAUCAAGAGCUUCUUGAACAUUUGGAGGGGAUGGUACGGUCUGAUGCUCGUAAGCUUCAUCCUUGUAUGGAUGAAUUUAUCCCAACGAUUGAAAGAGAGAAUGGAAUUUGCUAUACUCAUCCAGAGAAGUUGCCAGGAGCUAGCAAAGAUGGCCUAGUUCGCUACUUCUUUCACCGACCGUCCAAGGCAUACACUACCGGGACUAGAAAAAGAAGAAAGGUUCACACUGACACGGAAAGCGGCGAGACCAGGUGGCACAAAACAGGCAAGACCAGGCCAGUUUUUAUCAGUGGAAAAGUUAAGGGGUACAAAAAGAUACUGGUGCUUUACACCAACUAUGGGAAGCAAAGGAAACCCGAGAAAACUAAUUGGGUGAUGCACCAGUACCACUUUGGCAACAAUGAAGAAGAAAAAGAUGGUGAGCUAGUUGUCUCAAAAGUUUUCUACCAAACACAGCCUAGACACUGUGGUUCAGUAAAGCACUCCUUGCCCUCAAAAUCAAAGGUGCUGCAGUGUACACAAAGGUUCUCAUUUCAUUUCCUUUGAUCAAGGUGGCCAAACUAGGGCCAAGCCUAGUCAGUUACUUCCCCAUUUUGCAGUCCAUGAUGGGUCUUUUAUUCCUUAAUAAAAAGAAGGAUCCAUGCAAGGAAAAAAAGGUGAUAGUCUACUUAGUAUAUAUAUGGACUGUGGGGGCAAAACCAAAUAAGCAUUAAUUGGUAAAAUAAUAUAGAGUAAUAUACUUAUGUGUUUAGGGGAAGCAAAUAGGUGAGGAAGAAUAAGGAAAGCUUUUAUAGCUUGUUGAGGAGGAGAAGAAACAUUCUUCAGCAUGGAAGAAUAUGAAGAUGAUGGAUGCUUUUUUUUUUCUUUUUCUUUUUCCUUCCUCCUUUAAUGGAUGCUUUGUACAGUUUAAGCAGCAAGGGGUAAUUAAAUGUGUCAUAUGCAAGGUCCAUCCAACUUUACUCUUUGGAGAAGUUAACUUUUGGAAACGGUACAAAGGUG
Molecule: messenger RNA, 1245 nt
Organism: Durio zibethinus
Lineage: Eukaryota; Viridiplantae; Streptophyta; Magnoliopsida; Malvales; Malvaceae
Source: RefSeq, a predicted model, not a curated record